AUAUCAUUCGCAUCGAACUCUUCGAGAUCAGCACAUAAGCCAAAAAUCAACAUGAAGUUCCUGAUUGUCUUCGUCGCCCUCUUCGCCCUGGCUGUCGCCGAUGUUCAGAUUCUGAAGCAGGAGUCCGAUGUCGGACCUGUAAGCUUUAACUAUGGCUACGAGACCAGCGAUGGAUCCUCUGCUCAGGCCGCCGGACAGCUGAAGAACGUUGGAACUGAUGAGGAGGCUCUCAACGUCAAGGGUACCUAUUCCUUUGUGGCCGAUGAUGGCCAGACUUACUCCAUCGCCUACACCGCCGACGAGAACGGAUACCAGCCCCAGGGUGCCCAUCUGCCCGUUGCCCCCGUGGUUUGAGCUAUCCAUCGUUAAUAUUGUUUUACUGAAAAAUCCUUCAAUUAUGAAUAAAACCUCAACAGAUUGAUUAAAGAUACAUGAAUAUGUUCGUUUUGAAACUUUAGUUUCGGAAAAAUUAUUUAACAAUUGUAACAUCUCCUAAAGAAGUUUUUAGAAUGGCUUUUU
Molecule: messenger RNA, 519 nt
Organism: Drosophila melanogaster (fruit fly)
Lineage: Eukaryota; Metazoa; Arthropoda; Insecta; Diptera; Drosophilidae
Gene: Lcp65Af
Product: Lcp65Af
Exons: 2
Coding region: 52-354 (100 amino acids)
Cellular component (GO): chitin-based extracellular matrix
Molecular function (GO): structural constituent of chitin-based cuticle; structural constituent of cuticle
Source: RefSeq, marked reviewed